Ceratina calcarata is the source of this 4065-nucleotide messenger RNA. The transcript has 7 exons. Gene Ontology annotation, biological process: resolution of meiotic recombination intermediates. The record is from RefSeq and is a predicted model, not a curated record. The annotation marks the transcript as partial. Gene Ontology annotation, molecular function: protein binding. NCBI's taxonomy places the organism in Eukaryota, Metazoa, Arthropoda, Insecta, Hymenoptera, Apidae. Gene Ontology annotation, cellular component: Slx1-Slx4 complex.
UUUUUAAAUGUAUAUCAUCUAUCAUAGAAUAUAUAAAACAUUAUGCUCCUUGUACAAAUACUUUUAUUGUACUUCCAGUGAAUAUAUCAUAAAAAAGAAGAAACUUAUUGCUGAACUGGAUGAAUAUGACUUCUUUAAUAAAAAAAUGACCAGGUUUGAAGAAUAUAUGGCAACAAGGGACGUGUGGGACAAUCCAUAUCUUCACAAUGUUGUAUCCAUGGUACUUGAAAAAUAUGAUGAAAAAGGAGAAUUAACAACAAUUAAUGAAAAUUCACUUACUCGUGCAGAAAUUAAAGGAGAGAAUAAAUAGAUUGUUUUAUACAUAACGACAUUCUGUAAUUUGUGAGAUUUAUGUGACAUAAAUAGUUAUUUAAAGCAAAGUAGUGUGAUAAGUUUCACAAAAAUAAAAUGGAUGAGCACGAAGACAUAAUUUCACAUAAUAUGUCUGUCGUACCAGAAGACGAUAGUUUAGCAGAUUUCAAGAGCCCAAAACAAUCCUGUAUAACAAAAGUCACUGAAUCCAGUAAUUCUCAAAGGAGAAAGACAGCUAGAAAAUUGAAGAGUUCUGCUAAAAGUCAAAAAGAGUUAAAUAAACAACGUUUAGAAAGAAAAAGAAAUUUGCAAAGUGCACAACCUUCAAUAGAGUCAUCUUUUUUUAAAUCAAAAAACAGUUCUGAUAACGAGGCAGUUUCUAAUGUAAAAGUGGCUCUUGUGUGUCCAUUAUGUUUCAAAACAUUUAAAGAUCAUGACUCUCGUGUACUGCAUAUGAAGAUUUGCGCUUUCAGAAAUAAUAUUCCUACAAAAAAGCUUUUAGAAGCUAUAGAGCUUCAAAAUCGACAAGAAGAUGAGAGAAAAUCAUUAGGUCUACUCGCUGGACCUGCUGUACAAGGAAAAAAGAAGGCAAUAAUAUCCUCUAGAAAAAUUCCAUAUGAAGAAAAUGAUUUUGAACUUGCAUUAGCAUUGUCAAAAUCGCUUCAAGAAGCAGAAGAAGUAGAUGCAAUUAAUGAAUGUGAAAUAUUACCCGAAGUAUCAGAUCCAUUUAUGACAGAUGUAACUGAAUCAGCUCAUCAAGAGAAAAAAAGAGCACAAUUGGAAAGAUUUGGAUUUGCAAAUAGCAAACCUCCAGUAGUGAAAGCUAAGAGGAGUAUGUUUACGUCUCCAAAAGAAAUACAAAUAGAAAAUAUAAAUUUAGAUUUUCCAGAUAACACAUAUAAUAUAGAACUAAAUGAAAUCAAAAAAGAUAUUUGUAGCAUUGAAAAAAUAUAUGAAGUUUCAAGCAUAGAUACAAAUGAGAACUGUAAAAACUGCCAAAAUAAGCAGUUUACUAAUACGGUAAUAGCAAAUUGGUAUUCUACAUUAAAUGAUAGCUCUGCAAGUGAUAUAAUAAUAUUUGUACAGAGUGAUAAACAUAUUUGGGCACAUAGAUUAGUUUUUUACGUACAAUGUCCGAACGUAUUACUUGAUGUUACACCGAAUAAGAGUUUGGAGUUCCCUACGAUUAAAGAAAAAGUUGAUUGGACAGACAUAUCUUACAACAUCGCUCUAGCAUUUCUGGAAUUUAUUUAUUGUGGAAUUAUUAAAAAUCAUGCACACGUUUUAGAAAACAUAACUAGUUUCACGACUUUAAGAAAUCUGGCGAGAAAAUAUAAAAUAAAAGAGUUAUUCACUUUCCUACAAAUGAAAGAUGUUGAAAUGAAAGGAGAAAAGAGUGAAGAGAACAAAGUCGAAAAAUUAAUACCAAAGGAAACAGACAAUUUAAAUUUGAGCAAUAAUAAUGUACAUAAUUUACUCCAUGAUAGUAAGGACUGUAAAUUGGAUGAAAAUGAAAAAUUCAAUAAGGAGGACUUAAAAGAACGUAUUACACAUAAAACUGAAUUUGUGACAAUAGAAUUGACGAAUGAUACAUACACAAAAGAAUUGCUGAAAGAAGGAAUAGAUUUAAGUGAAAUAAGUAUUCUUCAAAACACAAAUUUAUCUCCCGAUUUAUUCGAUGAUAGUAAUAUCAACACAAAAAGUAAUGAAAUGAAGAACAAAACAGAACAUUCCAUCGAUAAAAUAGACGUUGAAAAAAUAAAAGUAGUUGACGAGUAUAGUGUGCUGGACUCAAAUAAUCAAAAGUCUAAUCGGAAAUCCGAAGAUACUAUUACUUAUAAGAGUAUUGAAGAGAACGCAGACUUAUUGCCAAAUGUCACGUAUUUUACUACGCCGAAAAGGAGCCGUUAUUCUAACUCAGAAAGUGCAAAAAAUGAUAUUAGUAUAUUUAUCGAAAAAUGUCGAAAGGAAAAUGCGAAAUCAAUCUCGGAAUUAGACUCUGAAAUUUCAGUAACAUUAACACCUCUCAAACCAAAUAGAAAUCCGUUUCACAUAGACCAGGAUGAUUCUACAGAUGGUGUUAUUAAAGGAGCAUUAAAAAAUAAACAUGGUUUAAGUGUGUUCGACUGUCAAGAAGAUCCUGACUUAAAAGAUGUGGAAACACCAAUCGUAGAAAAUGAUAUUAAUAUGUGCAUUGAUCUCGAUGAAUCAAAAGAUGAAAUACGAUCAAAAUUGAAUAUAGAAGAGGAAAAUAAAAGCAGUUCAAUGAACGAUAGUAUAAUUAAUACCGAGAAGGAAUUUGAAGAGGGAGCAAUAUAUUCUAUAUUUAGAAAUUCACUGCACAAGAGUACACAAAGUUUAACAAAUACAGACAGUGAAGAAGAUGCUACGUGUUCAGAUUUUGAUACAACUGGAAUUGAAAUGUCUAUGUAUUCGAAAUAUAAAAAGACGCAUAAAGAUAAUAGUAUAAUAAAAUAUCGAAAUUUUGUAAAGAAGCACGUAUUACCUAGUAAUGUAAAAGAUCGUGAGCUAGAUGAGUGUAAGGAAAAUGACAAUACGGAUAGUGAUAUUUUAUCGUUAUCGGAUACAGAUACAGAAGCUGAACUUAGUAUAGUACAGGAAUACAGUCAAACAGAAACGAAAAGAUUAUCUUUUAAUUCUAAAGAAUAUGAACAAGCACCUCGACGUGACUUAUGUGAUUUUACUAAUAAAUGCCUCACAGAUAAUAAAAAUAAUCGUUCGUCUACUAAUAUUAUGUCACCGAGUAUUAUAAAAGAUUCCAUUAAAAACCCAGAUCAAAAUAAUUUAUGUACACUCAAAUACAGUAAAUCGGAAAGUAAUAUAGAUUUAGAAGUAAUGAGAAAAUGUUCGCUCAACUCAAACAUAAACGAACGUAAUUCUAGUAUAUCUCCAGUAUUAAUAUCUUCUAGCCCUGAAUUUGAUUUUGAUAAUCCGAGUACCUAUAAUUGCAAUGAAAUUAAAACGAAUGAAAGUGUAUCACGUCCUUUAAACUUUGAUGAUAUUUUUGAAAAUAGUGUAUAUUUGGCAAAUGUUCAUAUUGAUAAUUAUGAUGAUGAUAGCGAUACUUCAAUAUUUACUAAAAAAGCAGAUGAAAGAAAUGUAUGUGCUGCAGAAGUUGAUAAAAUCAGUACGUUAAGUAAAGUGAACAGUUCUGUUGUAGAAAAAUCUAAACACAACAAAAAAUCGACAACUGUAAAAGAGAGUGCUAGAAAAUUUCUGAGGAAAUCAGUUUCAGAAACGAGUGUACAGAUUAACAAAAAGAAUAAUAAAAAUUGUAUUUCCCAAGGGUAUUCUAAUUCUCAGUGUAAUUUUAAAAAAAAUGUUAAUGUGAAUAGAUCACCUGAGUUUAUUAGGGACAGUGUUACUCCUCCACCAAAUUAUAAUAAUAUGGAGACACCCAAGCUUUGUGCCGAAUUGAAUAAAUAUGGAUUGAAACCACAGAAACGAAAGAGAGCUAUACAAUUACUAUCGUAUAUAUACAAUGAGUUACAUCCCAUAGUUUCUGGAACAUCAAAAAAUGUAGAAUCUGAAUUGUCAACAAUUUUUAGUGAAGAUGAUGAACCACCGAUGAAAAAAGUAAAUCAUACAAAUAACGAUGGUGAUAACCGUCAAUUAGUACUUUCCCUCGAAAAAGAUACGCAAGAGCCAUUGUACAUAAUUGAUGAAGAGAAACAAUUUGAUGACAAUGAAUUCACUCCUAUGAUGGAUAAUGCUCUAGACAUUAAAGAUAUA